ACAAGCUAAAAAAACCUAAACGGGCGUUUCAGAUUACAUUCAUUAAUUGGAAAUUCGUUAAAAUUUGCGUGGUUAUUUUUUUAUAUUGCUGGAAAUUAAAUUUGUAACAUGUUAUUUGUCGAAAUUAAUGUUUAAAAAAACAUUGUAAAAACCCAAAAUUUCAAACCAGUUUCUAAUGAAAGGAAAAAAGUGUUCUCAAGUACUUUGGAAAAAAAGUGUUCUCAUAAACAAGAAUCUUGAGGAAAAAAAAGUGGGUGAAAUUUAUAUAAAAAUCGCCGCAUUUAGAAAAUUAAGUUAGUUAUAAAACUUAACAAUUCACUGAAUCAAUGUAAAGCGAAAGAAAAGGAAACGGAUAUCAAAAAUGGAAGGAAAUUUCAGUAAGCAAUCUCUUAAAAUCUUCACUAUGUUAUUUCUCGUUUGGAUUCCUCUAACCUAUGCUUUUCCCUCACCCUCGACCGAUGAUAAUAUGAUCCAUAACAAUAAUUACGAUAUGAUUAUGCCCGAUGAUCAUGAACCCGCUGAAUCUAUACAUUUUCAAAAUUUCGAUGGUUUCUUUAAUGCCGAGGUAGUGGCCAACGAUGCCAUGUCCGAAAUGGAAAUGGAUGAGAGUCGUAAUUCGCCUAAGAUACGUGCUCCUCAAGCCUUAAGUGCUAAAGAGAAACGUUUACGGGAACAACUUGAAGAAUUGGAUGUGCAGCGUGAAAAACGUAUACAACGAUCAUUAACUAAAGGAUCCACUCGUCCACGUGGAAAUGUUAACGAUUGGGAUCAAUUUGACUAUGAGAUGUUUGUGAAACAUCGUUAAAAUGUUUUGUGUGUGUUUUUUAACG
This is a messenger RNA of Lucilia sericata (common green bottle fly), 830 nucleotides long. RefSeq lists its product as uncharacterized. The coding region runs from base 362 to 805 and encodes 147 amino acids. The record is from RefSeq and is a predicted model, not a curated record. The transcript has 2 exons. NCBI's taxonomy places the organism in Eukaryota, Metazoa, Arthropoda, Insecta, Diptera, Calliphoridae.